AUGAGUUAUUUCAGCAGAAGGCAGCUUUCUAAUUCCAUUAGAACGUUGCAGAAUGAAAUAAAAAGCUCGGUUAAGUUACACCAUCGUCAGCAAAAUAGUGCAGGAAAGGGGACCAAGUUCGAGAAGUCAUUCCCAUCUUACGAAAAGAAGCCAGUGAAGAUAUGGGAUGAACAAAACAUUUCCAAGGAUGAAUUCUUCCGUAAGAAGUAUAGUUUCAUAAAUGAUAAGCAGAGAGAGGCGCUCGAUAAAAAAGUAGAAAGGCAGAGACGCCAUCGUGAGAACAGACGACAACAGGAAAACUCUGAACGGAGUACUAAUUACACCAGAGAGAGGCAGUAUACAGAAAGGUUGAAAAUACCAAAAAAUCCUCUUAGUGAGUAUGUAUAUGGAACCCACGCAGUAUUGGGGGCCCUAGUAGCCAAUAAAAGACAGCUGUUCAGAACUUUAUACGUCCUGAACUUCAAGAUCAUUAACCCUCUCAUUAGAAACCUCACCAAGCAGUUCAACUUGAGAGUGGAAGAUGAUGUCCCCAGAGACGUAUUGAAUAAUUUAUCUGGGUUUGGUGUCCAUAAUGGUAUCGUAUUAGAGACUAGACCUUUGGAAAUACCUAUGACUACGGCCUUGGGUCCACAUGAUUCUGUAAAUGGUACAUACCAGUUGGCCAUUCAGAACGAGUUGUACAACACUAUUGAGACACAGGAGAGAGAAGUUGCGAGAAGAAUGGAGCCAGACGCAGAAGAGCAAAGCGCUCCACCUCGUUAUCCAUUAGGACUCUACCUCGAUGGCUUGAUGGAUCCAAGAAAUGUUGGAGCUAUUAUCCGAAGUGGAUAUUUCCUUGGACUUGACUUUGUAGUUGUUCCAGAUUCCGAGAGUGCUAAGUUGGGACCUGUUUCUUCCAAGUCGUCUGCCGGUGCCCUUGAAAUCUCCAAUAUUUUCAAGACAAGUGAAAGUUUGCAUUUUCUUGAAAAGAGUCGUAAGAACGGAUGGGUAGUCAUUUCCACUACUGGGAAUAUGUCCGAAGCGGCAAUGGCUAAGAAUGAAGUUACCGACGAGAAGAUUAUCACUCCUGAGGACUUACAUAGUAUGUGCUCUAGGGCACCAGUCUUGUUGGUGAUGGGCAGUGAAGGCUUGGGAGUUAGAACAAAUAUCAUGAAGAGAUCAGACUAUGUUGUUGGGAUCAAGGACAACCGCGAAGGAGGUGCAGGUAUAGUUGAUUCGUUGAAUGCCAGCGUCGCAGCAGCCUUGUUGAUAGAGAAGUGCGUGAACGGGAGAUAA
This is a messenger RNA of Dujonia railenensis, 1275 nucleotides long. NCBI's taxonomy places the organism in Eukaryota, Fungi, Ascomycota, Pichiomycetes, Serinales, Debaryomycetaceae. The record is from the annotation of a GenBank genome assembly.